GGUGACUGGCACCUUCUCUCCGCCCCUAAUCUCUCCCUCUGGUCCUAGGUGACCUUUCCCCCAGAUCCCAGGGUCUAGGCCCACCCCCACAGGGAGGUGUGGAGAACGAAGGCAGCUGGGAUUGGCCAGACCCGGCGGGGGUGUGUCCAGGCCCCAGCAGCUCUGGCUGCUAAGCGGAGCAGGUGAAUGCUAGGGAAGAUCAGGAGCCGCCUGGGCAGCGGCAGGCCUGUCCCACCAGACCCCUGCCCUCCAGACAUGUCCCCAGGACCCCUUGAUCCCUAGCCCUGUGGUCCUUCAGGGGCAAAGGCAGACUGAGCGCCACCACCCCAGGGCCGGCGCCAUGCCCCUGACCCAGGCGCAGCCGGCCGCUGGCACAGAGGACAUGGAAACAGUUGCCCCAGCCAUGGACCUAGUGCUGGGAGCCUCAGCCUGUUGCCUGGCCUGCAUCUUCACCAACCCCCUGGAAGUGGUGAAGACGCGGCUGCAGCUGCAGGGGGAGCUGCAGGCCCCGGGCACCUACCACCGGCCCUACCGGGGCUUGGUGGCCUCCGUAGCCGCUGUGGCCAGAGCAGACGGACUGGGUGGCUUGCAGAAGGGGCUGGCCGCCAGCCUCCUCUACCAGGGCCUCAUGAACAGUGUCCGCUUCUACUGCUACAGCCUGGCCUGCCAGACUGGCCUCACCCAGCAGCCAGGUGGCACCGUGGUCGCAGGCGCUGUGGCUGGGGCACUGGGAGCCUUCGUGGGGAGUCCUGCUUACCUGGUCAAAACGCAGCUGCAGGCCCAGACAGUGGCCGGGAUGGCCGUGGGGCACCAGCACCACCACCAGAACGUCCUGGGCGCCUUGGAGACCAUCUGGCGGCAGCAGGGCCUGGCAGGGCUGUGGCGGGGCGUGGGCGGGGCUGUGCCCCGAGUCAUGGUUGGCUCGGCUGCCCAGCUGGCUACCUUUACCUCUGCCAAGGCCUGGGUGCAUGAGCGGCAGGGCCGGCUGUACAGGGGCCUGGCGGACUGCCUGGUGAAGAUCUGGCGGCAGGAGGGCCCUCUGGCGCUCUACAAGGGCCUGGGCCCCGCCUACCUGCGCCUGGGCCCCCACACCAUCCUCAGCAUGUUCUUGUGGGAUGAGCUCCGGAAACUGGCCAGACGGGGCCAGCGCCAGGAUGCCUAAGCCACAUCCCUCUGGCCCCCUCCCCAUCCUGACACCUUUCAUUACCCACUCCAGCUGGGAAUGGCCACCACCGUGGAGCCAGCCACAGGCCCAGGCCUGGCCGCAGGUCUGGGGAGAACGUGGGCAGCUGUAGUCAACCAGCCCCAUGACCCACCGCCUCGCUCCGAAUCACCACCCACUCUGUUCUCCAGAAAGUUCUCUCCCCUUCCUCCUCCGUCUGGGGUUGCCUUGCCCCAGAGUCUGGCUCGUCGUUACGCUAACCGCUGCGGGGCAUCGCCGUGAGCUGGGUCACUUACCCGCACCUGCGCGCUUCAUCCCGAAGCAGCAGCGUGAAUACGAUCCUCCUCUGCUGAUGAGGAAGCCGAGGCCCAGAGGGUGCCAUGACUGGGGCUCAGCCCCUGCCCAGACCAGGCCUGUGCCCUGGGCAAGGACCGGGCCCCUGGGGGCUGGCGCGUCUCUGAGGGGUCACUGCACACGUGAGGAGACCCCGGGGGCACCAAGGCAUGCCACCAUCUGUGGUGGCUGCCGUGACAAAGUGCCCCAGCCUAGGCGGCUGUGACGACAGAAGGGUAUCUUCUCACCAUCCUGGUAGCCGAUGUCCGAGAUGGAAGGGUCGGCAGGGUUGGUUUCUUCCGAGACCUUUCUCCUCGGCUUGCAGACGGCCAGCUUCUCUGUGUCCUUCCUUCUGUGCGUGUCUGCACCCUAGUCCCCUCUCCUUAUGAGGACACCAGGCCUACCAUGGCGACCUCAUCAUGUCCACUUAAUCCCCCUUUUAAGCACCCAGGCUCCAACUAAGUCACAUUCUGGGCACUGGGGCCUCGGACUUCAUUACAUGAAUGGAGGGACACAAUUCGGGCCAUCGCACAAACGAAGGGCUUUUACUAAGGUCUUGCGAGGCGCCCAGCCCUGCGAACGUGUGCACAGAUCUCGUAACAACCCUGAAAGAGAGCCCCCGCGGUGCCCGUUGUCCAGAUGAGGAGACCGGGGCAGGGCAGGGGAGCGACUUCCCCAAGGUGCGCCCUUGCAGUGCCAGGCGUCCUCAACCCAGCCCUGUCCCCAAGCUGCAGCCACACUCCCCACGUGGGUGGGUCCCUUUGUGCUCACCGGUGGACGCCCAAGUCCCUGGAAGGGGCAGGACUGGUCCAGGUCAAGCAGCCUGAUCCACCCUCCUGCCAACACCCCCUGUCUUGGACAAGCUGCCCCGCCCCCCCGGGGAACGCCUACCAACACUCCAGACCAAUAAAGUUUUCUAUUUUGUUUACUGCUACGA
This is a messenger RNA of Phyllostomus discolor (pale spear-nosed bat), 2432 nucleotides long. RefSeq names its product solute carrier family 25 member 34 (gene SLC25A34). The transcript has 4 exons. Lineage: Eukaryota; Metazoa; Chordata; Mammalia; Chiroptera; Phyllostomidae. The record is from RefSeq and is a predicted model, not a curated record. The coding region runs from base 341 to 1162 and encodes 273 amino acids.